AGAAGAAGAAAGAGCGUUAUGCAAAAUGUGGUAAAAAGUACUGAAUCGUCCAUAUCACCAGAGAAUAGCUAACAUAACCCAACAAGACGAGGCCUAAAUGGAUCUAACCGAGCAGAUCAACCAGUUGGAGGCAGACUUGCAGGAGCUGGGGUCCCUCUUGGAGAAGGCAGAGAGGAAGAGAGUGCAGGAGCUGUUAAAGCAGGAGCAGAAGAAGGUGGAGAAAGAGAUUGCAGUCAAACGACAGCAGAAGGAGCAACAGGCCAGGAGAGAGGCAGACCCAUCCGCAGCCUCCAAGGCAACAUACACAGUCAAGAUCACAAACUAUGCAUGGGACCAGUCAGAGAAAUUUGUCAAAAUUUACCUCACAUUGAAAGAUGUGAACAAGAUUCCAUCUGAAAAUGUAGAGGUCAACUUUACAGAAAAUUCAUUCUCUGUGCUUGUGAAGGAUCUAGGUGGGAAAAAUCAUCAGAUGACAGUUCUCAAUCUGUUAUAUCCAAUCGAUGAGAAGGACAGCUAUAAAAAGAUAAAAACUGACAUGGUCCUGAUCAUGUGCAAGAAGCAGGCAACAAAGAAGUGGGAGUGUCUAACGAAGGUUGAAAAGCAGGCAAAAGACAAAGAUAAGCCCGCCGUCGAAGAGAAUGCCGACCCCAGCGAUGGCCUGAUGAGCAUGCUGAAGAAGAUCUACUCAGAGGGGGACGACGAGAUGAAGAGAACCAUCAACAAAGCCUGGUCGGAGUCCCAAGAAAAGAAAGUUAGAGGAGGAGACAUGAUGGAUUUGUGAACUGCAAUCACACCUUUUCCACUGCAGGACCAAGAGAGAGCUGCCAGGACCACUUUCAGCUGAAAUGACUUUAGGAUUGAAUGUUAUGGCUUGAAUUGUAUGUCCAAUACAUAAAUCUAGAAAUGAGAUAUGCAUCUCAUAAAUAUGGAAAUUGCUUUAGGAAAAAUCAUAAACAGAAAUAAUAGACCUCUCCGAUAGAUGGCAAACCUAAACACCAAGAAAUGAUCAUCACUGCUUUGUUUUUUGUAAAGCCAGAUUAAAAGGGUAAAGGAUAAAUAAAGUUUGAGGUUUAGAUUGGACCAAGUUAAUUGAAAAAAAUGUUUGACAUGUUCUGUCAAGUCACUUCUUUUUAAUGUGCAGAAAUCAGAGCAGCUAAACUGAACUUAUAUUUCAGAUGUUGCACAAAAAGUGUAGAUUUGCCAAAGUCAUGCUUAUAUUCCUUAAAUGAAGACAACCAGGAGGCUCUUCUUAACUGUUUUCAAGUUUUCACAUUGUCCUUUUUAUUUUUUUGUCAUUCUUUAAAUGGAUCAAACUACAGUACUGCUCAUGCAUCUAUCUAGUGUAAUAGUUUACAUCAAUGCAUGGGUCUGUUUGAAAUUGAGUGCUCAUACCUGUUGCAUAGUGUGAUGCUCUGAAACAUAUUCUCUAAUUCCUUAAUGUGACUUGCAUUUUUAUAUUGUUGGACUUUCUUCAGUUAUACUGUCUACUUAUGGUAGCCCUAUUAAAAUUGGGAUUUUCCUUCCAACAUUUGUCAAUAUGUAAAAAUGUAUGUUCUACUCUAGUUGAUUUUUUUUUUUAUUUUGAUGUUUGUCAUCACCUUACAUGUGGUGUUGCCAGCCCUCUGGUUGUUCAUGCAGUUCUCUCAAAUACAGCUCUUGAACUGA
Molecule: messenger RNA, 1665 nt
Organism: Scomber japonicus (chub mackerel)
Lineage: Eukaryota; Metazoa; Chordata; Actinopteri; Scombriformes; Scombridae
Gene: cacybp
Product: calcyclin binding protein
Exons: 6
Coding region: 98-781 (227 amino acids)
Biological process (GO): heart development
Cellular component (GO): nucleus
Molecular function (GO): tubulin binding; ubiquitin protein ligase binding; S100 protein binding
Source: RefSeq, a predicted model, not a curated record